Messenger RNA from Funneliformis geosporum, 1044 nucleotides. Lineage: Eukaryota; Fungi; Glomeromycota; Glomeromycetes; Glomerales; Glomeraceae. The record is from the annotation of a GenBank genome assembly.
CGUUCUAAAUACGAAGCGGGUUGCUAUGGUAGUUGUGGCAAAAGAGAUUGUAGGGACUGUUGCGAGAGUUGUGGACAACACACUUUAAUCAAUGUGAGUGUAGUUAAUGUAACUAGUGAUAUGGGUAUUAGCCAAAGCAAUCCAGUUUUAAAAAUGGUUAUUGAGGUCCUCCAACAGUUAUUACAUACAGAAGGGGUAGUAACAUCACUCGUUAUAGGAUUGAAUAGUUAUGAAAAAAAGAUUGUUGAUAGGCAAGGAAAGAUUGAAAGUUGGAGGAUAGCCGCAGAUAGUCCUCGUGAGCCAUAUAAGAAAGUUAAGGAAGGUGGAAUUGAGGAAAUAAUGAGCAGCGAAGAUAAAAAUAAUUCGGUUAUCGUCAAAGAAACUCGGCAAUCUGCGAGUUCUAACUUAAUUGGUAAUGCAGGAAGUAUAAUUAGGCGUGUUAAAAAUGAUAAUAAUAAUUGGAGAAUUGAACUAAUACAAGGACAAGUUUGGCUUAUUCACAAUUCCGCUCAGAGGUUGGAGAGUGACUUGGGAAGUUUAAUUUAUAAUAGACAAGGAUUUACCAAUGAGGAGUGGGAGGAAAUUGAAAAGAAUGUAAAUAAUGUUUCUGGUUCAACAAAUUCUCGUCGACCUUAUUAUUUAUCAACGCAGUUUGUUUCUCAAAAUACAGAGGUGGAUAAGUCAAUGAGGUUAAAUGAAAAUGCUAGGACAGGUGAAAUUUUUGGUAUGGUUGGAGUGAUUGUUGCUGUGGUAAUAGUUGGUGUAUUAGUGAUUAAAAAAUAUGUUGACCAAACAGUAAGGUUAGACCCCGUUCAGUUUAAAGAUUUAUUGAUUGCUUUGGCUCAUUUCUUAGAGGAACAAAAAAAACUUACUAGCGGAUUAACCAAAAUAGAAGGCGAGUUAAAACUUAUUCGAAUGGAGAGUUCAGAGAAAAGGAUUAUCGAAAUAGGGGAACCUGCUCGGUUCCCCCUAAUAACUGAACUUCCGAUUUCACUUAUUAGUAAAAAAAAGAACCAAAAAGAAAAUCCAAUCUUUACUUUGUAA